AUGUGCUUGCCUAAAUCUGCUGGAGGAAUGAGGCUCAUCAACAUACACCUAUGGAACCAAGCUGCUAUUGCUAAGACCUGCUGGGAUCUUGCUCAUAAAACUGAUAAACUAUGGAUUAGAUGGAUCCAUUCUUAUUAUAUAAAAUCCCAUACUGUCUUUAAUGUUCCUGUACCUCAACAUGCUUCAUGGAUGGUUAAGAAGAUACUUGCAGCUAGAGUGAUACCAAAACAGAUACACACUCAAAGAGACUCACCAACUACUGCAAACUUUUAUGUGCAUUUGCUGGGUAAUAGACCAACAGCCCCCUGGAAAAAUAUGAUGUUUAACAACAGUGCAAGACCAAAGGCUAUUGUUACAAUGUGGAUCAUGCUGCAGAAUAAACUCCCAACUACAGACAGAUUAACCUCCUGGGGAAUAGAUGUCAACCAACAAUGCAAACUCUGUCAACAAGAUCUGGAAAAUAGAGAGCAUCUGUUUACUCAAUGUGAAUUUACUAGAGCUAUUUGGAAGAAAUUGCUUAAUUGGAUUAAAUGGCCACUCUUUCAUGCUGAUGCAUGGGAUAUGCAUUUGGAAUGGACUCUGAAACAAUCUAAAGGCAAGUCUCACAAUGCACAACUCUUCAAAUUAAUAUAUGCUGAGUGCUCUUAUGCAAUAUGGAUGGAAAGAAACCAGAGAACUUUUGAAGAAAAAAGAAGAAACUAUGAAGAGAUAACUAAGGAAAUAGCAUAUAUGUGCACUUUGAGAGCUCCUUUGGCGAUUAGUACUCGACUACAACAAUCUCUCCUCUUCUGA
This is a messenger RNA of Solanum dulcamara, 792 nucleotides long. RefSeq lists its product as uncharacterized. The record is from RefSeq and is a predicted model, not a curated record. NCBI's taxonomy places the organism in Eukaryota, Viridiplantae, Streptophyta, Magnoliopsida, Solanales, Solanaceae. Bases 1 to 792 code for a protein of 263 amino acids. The transcript has a single exon.